ACUAGUUAAUAGGAUAUUAAAAUUAUAAUUAAAAUAUUAAUUUUUAAAGUUGAAAUUCUAAUAGAGUUGGACAUUUAAAAUUAGAUUUGUGAUAAUUAAUUGUAAAUAUUUAAAUUAUUAAAUUAAAUAAUAAAAAACAACAAAACAACAUAAAUAAUAAAGAAAAUAAAAAAACUUCUUAGUAAAUUUAUUAAUCCCCUCCCUUUACACUUUUAUGUAUAAACAUAAACAAAGACUUUGAUAUUAAAAGUAUAAUUAAAGACGAUCGAAGACUUGGCCUUCCUUUAUAAACCUUUCUUCCUCUAAUUGAUCUCUAUGCAUCUUUCUUUCUUUCUUCCUCUAAACUCUGAACAAUCUCUUAAUCUCUAAGCUUUGUGUUUCUUCUUUAUUUAUUUCUCAUUCGGGACAACACACUCUUGUAUCAAUAGUUUGCUCCUUGGCCAGUUAAGGAAAAAAAAAGGUUUGUGAAAUUGGAAAAUCCUGUAGGUUCUGUUGCCAGUGAAAUUGGAAAAUCAUUAGUUGCCCCUAUCAAACGACAUAUUGGCUACCUGAUUUUUUACAAUCGCAACAUUACGAACCUUCAAGAUGAAAGAAAGAAGCUAGAUGAUAAGAGGGCGGCAGCUGAUCUAUUCGUGCAAGAUACUGACAAGAAGUUUAAAGUCCUAUUCCUGGUGUACCCCAUUGGAAAGGAGCAGCAGAUGAUCUCAGUCAAAAGGUUUGUGAAUUUCUGAAAAAGGAGAAUCCUGGAGAAAGAAACAAGUGUUUGAAUGGUUGUUGUCAAAAUCCAUGGUCACGUUAUUCGUCAAGCAGGAAAGCUACAAAGAUAACCGAGGAUAUUCGUAAGAAGAUUGAAGAAGCUCCAGAAUUUGGUGUUGUAGCUUAUGACGCGCCUCAACCAUACUUGGGAGCUACAUUCAACCUUGAAGGCGUCAAGGACUUCCAGUCUAGGCUAUCAGUUAUUAAUAAUGUUUGGGAGGCUUUGAAGAAUGAUGACUGGAAAAGCGGGUAAGCUGCAUGAGUGGAUUGUGAAGUGUGAUAAGAGGGUUCUUUUGAUAUUAGAUGAUGUAUGGGAGGAGGUGGACUUUGAAGCAAUUGGACUUCCUUUAAGAGGUGAUAGAAAGGGCUACAAAAUUGUAUUAACUUCACGAAAGGAUGACCUCUGCACUAAAAUAGGAAGUCAAAAGAACUUCCUUAUUGAUACUUUAUCGAAAGGAGAAGCUUGGGAUCUUUUCAGAGAUAUGGCAGGCAAUUCCAUUGACAGAAUUUUGCUUGACACGGCAAGUGAAAUUGCUGAUGAAUGUGGAGGCCUACCUAUUGCCAUCGUAACUUUGGCCAAGGCAUUGAAAGGCAAAUCAAAAAAUAUCUGGAAUGAUGUGCUCCUACGGUUGAAGAAUUCCAGCAUCAAAGGCAUCCUAGGAAUGAAGAAUGUGUAUUCCAGACUUGAACUGAGUUUUGAUCUUUUGGAAAGCGACGAAGCCAAGUCAUGUUUUCUGCUUUGUUGCUUGUUCCCUGAAGAUUAUAAUGUUCCAGUUGAAGAUUUGGUUAAUUAUGGGAUGGGUCUGGGGUUGUUUGAAGACGUGCAGAAUAUACAUCAAGCAAGAGACAGAGUUUAUACGCUUAUUGAUGAAUUGAAGGGUUCGUCUUUGUUGCUUGAAGGCGAUACAAAUUUUUAUGAGUCUGUCAAAAUGCAUGAUAUGGUACGUGAUGUCGCCAUAUCAAUUGCCAGAGGUAAGCAUGCAUAUAUUGUAAGCUGCGAUUCUGAAAUGAGAAACUGGCCUUCUGAUACAGAUAGGUAUAAGGGUUGCACUGUGAUUUCACUUCUUCGAAAAACAAUCGAGGAGCACCCUGUUGAUUUGGAAUGUCCAAAGCUACAACUUUUACUGCUCAUAUGCGACAAUGAUUCACAACCUCUACCUAACAAUUUUUUUGGAGGUAUGAAAGAACUCAAAGUUUUACAUUUGGGGAUCCCAUUACUUCCACAACCACUUGAUGUCUUGAAGAAACUUCGAACCUUGCAUCUUCAUGGUUUGGAGUCUGGAGAGAUAAGUUCAAUUGGAGCACUAAUUAAUUUGGAAAUUCUUCGAAUUGGAACUGUUCAUUUCAGAGAGUUGCCAAUAGAAAUAGGAGGACUGAGAAAUUUGAGGGUACUGAAUUUGAGGGGAAUGUCAUCCCUCAGGUACAUUCCAUCAGGUAUAUUAUCAAGUUUGUCCAAGCUAGAAGAGUUGUAUGUGAGUAACGAAUUCAAGGAGCUAGAGUCUCAUCCAAUAACUGCAUUAGAAAUUAAUGUAUUAAAUUUCUUAGUUUUGCCUAAAGAGUCAGUCAUUAGCCCCCUAAGAAGAUUUAAAAUCUCUAUACAUAAAAACAGUGAAUACUCAAAUUUACGGUGGUUUUCAAUUGUCAAGGAUUCAGAGAAUGAGUUGAAUAUUGAAGGCGAUAGCAAUGAUGUUUUAGCUAGUGGGAUCAGUGCUUUAUUGAGGAACACUCAAGUUUUGAGACUAAAGGUGAACAAUUUGAGGAAUUCUCUCUUGGAGUUAAAAGAUGAACGUUCAAAAGAAAUUUUACAGUUGCAGAAUAAGGAUCCAGUUGUUCAACUUGAUUGGAAAAACAGCCACAACCGGUAA
Messenger RNA from Ricinus communis (castor bean), 2621 nucleotides. RefSeq names its product probable disease resistance protein At4g27220. Gene Ontology annotation, molecular function: ADP binding. The record is from RefSeq and is a predicted model, not a curated record. The transcript has 2 exons. Bases 987 to 2621 code for a protein of 544 amino acids. Lineage: Eukaryota; Viridiplantae; Streptophyta; Magnoliopsida; Malpighiales; Euphorbiaceae.